Messenger RNA from Malassezia restricta, 654 nucleotides. RefSeq names its product YKT6 protein. Gene Ontology annotation, molecular function: SNAP receptor activity. Gene Ontology annotation, cellular component: Golgi apparatus. The record is from RefSeq and is a predicted model, not a curated record. The coding region runs from base 1 to 654 and encodes 217 amino acids. The transcript is spliced from 3 exons. Gene Ontology annotation, biological process: endoplasmic reticulum to Golgi vesicle-mediated transport. NCBI's taxonomy places the organism in Eukaryota, Fungi, Basidiomycota, Malasseziomycetes, Malasseziales, Malasseziaceae.
AUGAAGCUGUUCGGCUUGCUAAUCUUUGCGAACCAGCCAGGCCAGCAGGCUGUGCCGCUCGUGAGCGCCUGGGACCUCAACUCGUUCUCGUGGAUGCAACGUGGCACGGUGCAAGACAUGAUGGCCUUCAUGGCGAAGACGGUGUCGGAGCGCACGCAGCCGAUGCAGCGUCAGUCCGUCCAGGAAAACAACUUCACGGCUCAUGUGCACGCGCGGCCUGCCGCGGACGGCGUGAGCGGCGUGCUUGUCUCUGACAGCGAGUACCCCGUGCGUGUGGCCUACUCGCUGCUCGGCAAAGUGCUCGAAGAGUUUCUUAUCAAGCUGCCGAAGUCAAUCUGGCAGGCACAGGCAAGGCAACUGGCGGCAUCCGGCCAAAUCCCGCCCAAGGGCGAGGGCAUUGUCCGCACGAGCGAAUUCCCAUAUGCGCAGGACUACCUUGCGCGGUACCAAGACCCCCGUCAGGCUGACACGAUCUUGCGUGUGCAGCAGGAACUGGAUGAUACCAAGAUCGUGCUGCAUAACACGAUCGACUCGGUGCUCCAGCGCGGUGAAGACCUCGAUAAGCUCGUCGAGAAGAGCGGCUCCCUCAGCCAGCAAAGCAAAAUGUUCUACAAGUCGGCCAAGAAACAAAACUCGUGCUGUGGCAUUAUGUAG